UUCGAGGCUGGCGAUCGGCUAAGCUCCCACCUUAGAGCUGCUGCAGCCGCCCAGCCCCGCGCCCUCCGGAGACCGGGACGGACCAUGAUGUGGACACGCUGGCUCGCUCUCGCGCUGGUGGCGGUCGCCUGGGUCCACGCCGAGGAAGAACUAAGGAGCAAAUCCAAGAUCUGCGCCAAUGUGUUUUGUGGAGCCGGCCGGGAAUGUGCAGUGACUGAGAAGGGAGAGCCCACCUGCCUCUGCAUUGAGCAAUGCAAACCUCACAAGAGGCCUGUGUGUGGCAGCAAUGGCAAGACCUACCUCAACCACUGUGAGCUGCAUCGAGAUGCCUGCCUCACUGGAUCCAAAAUCCAGGUCGACUACGAUGGACACUGCAAAGAGAAGAAAUCUAUCAGUCCAUCUGCCAGCCCAGUCGUUUGCUAUCAGUCCAACCGCGACGAGCUCCGGCGUCGUAUCAUUCAGUGGCUGGAAGCAGAGAUCAUUCCAGACAGCUGGUUCUCUAAAGGCAGCAACUACAGUGAAAUCCUGGACAAGUACUUUAAGAACUUCGAUAAUGGUGACUCUCGCUUGGACUCCAGUGAAUUCCUGAAAUUUGUGGAGCAGAAUGAAACCGCCAUCAACAUCACCACCUAUGCAGACCAGGAGAACAACAAGCUGCUUAGAGGACUCUGUGUUGAUGCUCUCAUUGAACUGUCUGAUGAAAAUGCUGACUGGAAACUCAGCUUCCAAGAGUUCCUCAAGUGCCUCAACCCGUCCUUCAACCCCCCCGAGAAGAAGUGUGCCCUGGAGGAUGAAAUGUACGCAGAUGGAGCCGAGACGGAGGUGGACUGUAACCGCUGUGUCUGUGCCUGUGGAAACUGGGUCUGCACAGCCAUGACCUGUGACGGAAAGAAUCAGAAAGGGGCCCAGACCCAGACAGGGGAGGAGAUGACCAGAUACGUCCAGGAGCUCCAAAAGCACCAGGAAACAGCUGAAAAGACCAAGAGAGUGAGCACCAAAGAGAUCUAGUGAGGAGGCAGCUGGGAACGGUGUCCAGAGCCCGGCACCUUCUCCUCCACUUCAGCGCUGAGUCCAGUAUACACAAGUGUCUGCUACAAUCGCCAAAUCACCAGUAUUUGCCUGUAUAGCAACAAGUUUUAUUUUGUCUAUUUGUUUUGCAAUAAAGGAACAGGGAGUGGUGGCUAGGAGGGGAAGGGCCAUAGCCUUCAUUUCUGGGAGUGAUUUGAGAGAAACUAUUCAUGGGACUUGGGGGCUGGAGGCAAGUAAGGAAACUGCAUCAGGGCCGGGAGAGGAGUGGACCCAGGUCUGAACCACUUCUGUGUCUGCCACAGCUAUAAACACGCUGCAGGGAGAGCAAGCAGUGCCAGAGAGAAUCUAGCAGACUAUCCCUAGAGGAGGGGUGUGGGAAGCUCGCGGAGAAGAACACAUUCUGCUUCCAGCCCUUUCUGCUGCCGUCUGCAUAACAGACUCCAGCAUCUUUGCGUCUCCUCGUGGCCCCACCCCCUGCCUCUAGAUACGCAGCUGUCUUGCUCGUUCCCCAGCAUCACUCAGACUUGAUGGAGUUUCUGGGAGGGUGCACCCAAAUGAUGCAGAUACUUGUGUAUGUUCAGCCCCUUAGAGACCUAAACAAUUUUUUUUAAAUACUUUUUACCAAAGGUGCUAUUUUUCUGUAAAACUUUUUUUGGCAUGUUGACUUCAUCUUCAAAUUAUUAUCAUAUUAUUGUUGUUAUUUUUAAUAUUUUAUUUUCUUGACUAGAAAUUAAGCUUUUGUAAUUAUUUUCCAGUAGUCCUACCAUUUCAGAGGUGAGGGAGUUUGGGGUUCUUCCUGUUGCGGGGACCGCUAUAACCCAGACUUCCCACCCUGCCAUAUACUAGCUACAGCCCAGAGUUUGCCCCCCACUCCCGGCUUCCAGGGGAUCAGCAGGCUGCCAGAGAAGAGAAGCAUCUCCAUACAAAGCUUUCAAGAUCCAAAGGCUAAUUUGUUCUGUUAUUCUAAAUUCAUGAACAUCAGUAUUUCAAAGGAUGGAGACAAGUGUAGCCAAGUAAGGCUUGGAUAUCCCAGCCUAUCGGCGUGCUCCUUGAUCCACCACUAACUAGGAGAGUGACUUUGGCCCUGGCCUUUCCUAUUUCGGGGCCUCAGUUUCCUCAGUGAGCAGGUAGGAAUGCAUUAACCUUUCGAUUUCAUAAAUUAUAAAGUCUGGUUCCAAUCAUUGGUCUAGAGGAGACAGGUUCCUGUGACUGCCAUUCAAGUUCUUCUUAGGAUAAAUGGAAACUUGUUAUAAGAAAAAGAUACAGCCAAAAACAAGAUGACCAAAUUUGACCUCAGCCUGAACGGCCCCUCCGGUUGUGUGGCGGCAGAGCGCUCUGGGGUAAACCCUGCCCUGGGAGCGUGGGGAGGAGAACCACGCCACUUUGUCUUCACUCUUGCAUUUCCUCUUUAACCUUCUUGGAAACAGAAAGGGCUGUCCAUUUAGAGAUGAGGACACAAGGAGAUGUCACAUUUUAAGAGGGGGGAAAAGUGGAAAUUUGAUCUUAAAAUUGUGAUUGGUGAGAUGUCCUUCCUGUGUCUUUUGGCCUGUGUAUUUACUAACCCCACUCAAUACCACAUUGAACAUGCAUGUGGAAUAACAAAGAUGAAAAACUCGACAUCUCAUUUUCCGAAGGCAGAUGACAGAGCGCCAGAGGGCAGUUAUGUAGACUGUACUGCACAGGCAACUGAGAAACUUGUACUGAAAAUGGAACUUCUUCUGAACAACUUUCUUUAUUCUCCUUUGAAAGGAGAACAUUCCACUUGGGUAGAAUUCUAAGCUUUAUCUACAUCCCACUUAAAAGCUCCCUUCGAACCCUACUUGUGAAAUGCACCUCCUGUCCAGUGCCUUGGAAGACCCCCAGAAGCACGGCUUGAGCGAGUCUGCCAGCACUUGGACACGGAGUGAGAACUGGAAUACCAGUUUGUUUACAGCAAGAAACCAGAGUGUCUCCUCACCAGUAACAUUUAGGACAGUGGUUGCCAUCCAAGACUUACCCUACCCUGCAACUUAGAAUUCCCAAGAGUCAGUGUGCAUUCCCCCUGUAAAUAGGGAAGCUAUUGUCUGCACCACAGAAUCACUCGAUCUGGUGACCUUUCAAAGAAAGCUGCUAACUAGCCUAUUUUGGGGAGUCUUGCAUGGAGCAAAUAAACAGGAUUAAAUUGGGUUCAUUUCUUCCAGCUCUCUAAAAGCACAGGGCUUAGUCUGCAAGCUUCCUUGGGCUUUCUCUGUGUGUGUAUGGUUUUAUAAACAUUAAUUACAGCUUCUGUUAAGAUCCAGUGUCCAUGGAAACCUCACAUUCCAGGACUCUGGACUCCAUCACUGUUUUUGGAAAGCAAGGCUCUUCCACCUGCCAAUAAGUCCAUGUGAACCAGUCUGAAUGUCUUUCCUUUACACUUAUGUUUUUAAAUAGUCAAAUUUCAAGAAGCAAUUUGAACAGGUUUCUGUUGCCUAUGUGUUUGUGAAAUGUAUUUGCAUUUAGUAGGCUUCCAUAUUGCAUUUAACGUGUUUUUGUAACU
Messenger RNA from Molossus molossus (Pallas's mastiff bat), 3547 nucleotides. RefSeq names its product follistatin like 1 (gene FSTL1). The record is from RefSeq and is a predicted model, not a curated record. Gene Ontology annotation, biological process: cell differentiation; multicellular organism development; regulation of BMP signaling pathway. The transcript has 11 exons. Bases 85 to 1008 code for a protein of 307 amino acids. Lineage: Eukaryota; Metazoa; Chordata; Mammalia; Chiroptera; Molossidae. Gene Ontology annotation, molecular function: calcium ion binding; protein binding.